AUGAUCGAUGGCAUUGAGAUUCGAGGCAAAAUUUUAGCUCAACAAUCCGAAUCAACAUUUGAAUCCUGCAUAUUAUCGUGUAGCAAUAAUAAAUUAAUCGGUGGAAAUCGUUUAAAAAAAUCGUGUCAAUCGGCGCAAUAUGAAAAACUGAAAAAACGAUGUACGCUCUUCGAUGAAACAAUUAGUCCAACUGGUAAAGCCCAAUACAAACCAAAUCUCAAUGUUGCUUACGUGCAAAAAAUUUGCUUGAGAAAAUCAUUAGCUGAUCAGUGUAGUGGUUCUUUACGCCGAGUACCACAAUAUAUACUUGUUGGUUUAGCAACUUCAAUUAUUGAUGUUACUAAAUAUGAACUUUGCCUCGAGAAAUGUUUACAAUCAUUGGAAUUAUUCGGCUUUGAAUGUCGAUCUGUGAUUUAUUUUCACGAAUAUUUAACAGCGAAUUGUAUCCUCAAUACGCAUUCAGCAAUUACUAAACCAUCUCAUUUUACCGCUGAAUUUGAGCUGAAAGUUGAUUAUAUUGAAAUGAAAAAUUGUAGUAGUGAGCUAAUCUAUAAUUUUUAUUUUAAUAUUUUAUAUAUUUUAUUUUAUUUAAAAUAUGAAAUAAUGGAUAAAUCCAGGAUAAAAUUAAGUUUCAUUGUACAUUCUUCGGACUUCGACGAAAUAUUUGCUGUAAUCGGUUAG
This is a messenger RNA of Dracunculus medinensis (Guinea worm), 681 nucleotides long. The record is from the annotation of a GenBank genome assembly. Lineage: Eukaryota; Metazoa; Nematoda; Chromadorea; Rhabditida; Dracunculidae.